AUGGGUCAUGAUUCUCUUCGUAUUGACACCGGAUUGCAGAACGAAGUGCCUUUCACAAGCAAUGUGCCAGCAGACAGGUCUCCCACAGUUCCGUCGUUUCGAUUAUCGAGCACUCCUAGCGAAAAGCUACCUCCUUCCCCGACAGAUAUCGACGAGGUCCACCCCCGCAGCUUCCGAAAGACAUAUGGAACACGAAGCAAUGAAUCCCGAAAGCUUCUCGCCCACAUAUUGGGCCAGCUCGCUAAUAGGAUCAUGCCUCCCAGCGUUUACGACCUUGCAACCGCGGCAGACCAGACUGGAGAGAAAGGGUUGAGCAGAUUUCUCAAGGGUGGUGUGAAGCUCGGCUCCGGAAAGCCACAGAGCAAUAGGGUCACAGGGGACGAAGAUGAUGACGCUGAAGUGGACAGGGACUUUAUGACGGACGCGACAUUUGAUUUUAUGUCCCAGUUGAAGGACGUAUUGAUGAUUUCUGUCCUCCGAGGCUGGCAGAUAUUUGACGAAGGCACAGAUGUCAAGGCCGAACGUCAGCACAGUGGGAAAAGCUCUUCGCCGUUUCGAAGAUCAAUAAGUACCUUGCAUCCUAGCGGCAAACGCUCUAGGUCACCAUCCCCAGCUUCGCCGUCUGCAAAUUUUGGAGGCCAGAUCCAUUCAACUGAACUCCUCUCUCAAUGCAUAUCCAUUCUCUCUUCCGUGGUGUCAGAAGACUGCAGAUAUAAGAUAGCUUCGCCAAGGCCAUCAUGUCCUCCAAAUGCUCUUCAGGCUCUCACAUUGAAAGUUGCCCAGUUCCUCCUACAUGUCCAUCGUCGUACUUCCAAGGUAGUAUCACAAAUAGGAUUUGCGCUUAUCCCCGCCUUCUACACGUUUCCACCCGAGAUGUAUGCACGUCUUCUGGCAUUUUUUGAGGAGUGCAUCAUACGCGGCAUUUUGGAUGACUUGCGUGAAGUGCAAGGACUUCAGGAUGAAAUAUCUUUUCAAGCUCCAGAAGCAUUUGAUGAAUCUUUGGAUGCUCCAGUGGUCUCUAUCAGAGUGGAUGAAGCAGAGGAUGAAAGUGGUAUGCAGCGUCAAGCGACGUCAAAGUGGGUUCCUUGGACCGAUACGGUCUCCUCGCGCGUCCUUAGAAUUUUGUCUACAAAUGCGCCUCUACAGCCGCCCUCAGUUUACUUCUUGGCAUCAUUAACUCCUCCCCUCUUGGCUACUAUAUUGGACAACAUUGACUUUGGUCUUGACUCAACAGCGUCCAUCGAUGUUCUGCACCGGUUGCACAGGCUUGUGGAUCUCCUUGUCACGGCCAAAGUAGAUGCCUAUCUGGAUCUACUCGAGGUAGUUGCCUAUCACUCCCCGAAAUCCAGACAUGCCGCCGCAAGUAUGUUAUCCGCGUUUUGGCCGAAAGGAAUGGGCCACGUCAUAAUCAGUAGGCCGCUUGCAAGUUCUGCAUAUCUUGCCAACUCUCCGUCUAUGAGAGAUUUGCUUCAAGACCACCCCUAUGACCACCAGUUCUUGCCGUGGCGUUUCAUCAUCAGUCACCGAUAUCCCCAGAACGAUUGUCGUUCUUGCAGUAGCCAAAUUGAUGGGUUCGGGCUAUUGUGUCCUUUCUGUACUUGUGCCGUCCAUUUCGAUUGCUACGACCAUCCAAGCGGAUGCCAUAUUGCUAAGUACUCCGCAAUGUCAGGCGCGAGCGUGCAGAAGGUAGCGUUGUAUCGUUUCUCAUAUCUAUCUUCCAACAGACGAGACCAUGGUGUCUGGACACUUCGAAAGCGCGGCCACACAUUUCGAUAUGUCAACUUAUUCACGCUCUGUCUUUGUUCAGCAUGUCGGCAGCCUUUGUGGGGGUGCACGGCGCAGGGACUCAGAUGUACCUCUUGUCUUCAAUUUGUCCACGUUCGUUGUGCAUCCUCUCAUACCCUAUCAGGAUGCCAUUACUAUGAGUAUGACUCAAGCCAUAUGAUGAUCGAGUGGAAUGCACUCCGGCAGUCCUGUGUCGAUUUUUACGGAGAUAUACUUUUGCUGUCUCAGGAGCAACUUCGGGGGAGAUGUUUUGAGGAAAUAUCCGUCAUGGCCUCCAUACUCUGGACUCAGUUACAACUGUUGGCUAAUGGGGUUGCUCUUGGAUCCAUUCUCAUCACUCACAAUGGCCGGGGCGCUGGAGAGCUGACAUCGCACAAAGUAGCUGAAUUUGAGCUCCAUCGCGUCCUGCAGACAUGCGAAGAUCUGAUAUCGCAAGAUGUUCUAACCGUGUCUGCUGCUACAGAAGACUACCUGCAAGACAAUGGCCUGCAGCGGUCUGAACAUACAAUCUUCUUCGAUUGGUCUAAACUCAUUUACAUUACCACGACGAUAAAAUUCCCUGCGGCACUUCAUGCCACGGCCCCUCCAGCCAGCCAAUCGUCCCUCCUUACCGUUACUCAGCCCGAUAUAUUAUCCGCUGCUAGGGAGUCGCUAGACCAUCCGUUUGAGAUGCUGCCCUUAUCACAUAUGCGGGAUGCUCUCGGAAGAGACUUCGAUCUGCACUCAGACGCAAUAGCCAAGUAUUUGUUGUCACACCUCCAUCAUUUAGGAUUUUUCGAGAGAAUAGACAGACACCCGACCCUCUUCGAUGAUAAUCCAAACGUGAAUAGCAUCUCAUGUAGUUUCCCCUUACCCCUUGGUCUCGACUUAUCCACAGAUGUGGAAACUCUUUUUGCAUCGGUGGAAGCAUGUCUUUCAGAUUUGGAUCUAUCUGUCAACGAAACAGGUUUCCUUCUCCUCUGCAGGCGUCUCUGGCCCAAUGGCAUGGCGUCUGAGUAUGCAGUAAGGCGGCUGACACAUGCUAUCAUUUCUUGGGUUUUUGCAGAGGAUGACAAUCUUGCUACGAUACUCCGUGACUAUAUCGCGAAGCAGCAAAGCCUUCCUGGUGUUCGGAUGGCAGACGAUGUCAGCCCUUGGCCUGAGGCUCAGACGUUGCGGCAUGCCCCACCAAGUUCUGUCCAUAACGGCGGUGACUACGUAAUGGCUAGACGGUCACUGUUAUCGCAUUACGCCAUACCGUGGCUAUUGACUUUACACAACGAAAGCGCGGAGAACUAUGCGAUCCUAUUAUACGAAAUAUCUGUUCAGCUGGCGCAACCCUCUUUCGCUGCUGAUCUGCUGCUCUCCCCCUCACCUAUUUUCUCUUUAUCGACAUCGACAGAUGUUGUUACGCACAAUUGUGAUGCCCAAUACUUCGACAGGCUGCUCCGUCUCAUUAUCCGUCUUUCUCAAAAUUCAGUAACUUUCACAAUUUUUGACGAUUUAUUUGUGCGUUGGUUAGAGGCGGUAUCAGCUUCAGAUCGUUUCGAAGAGCCCAUACCAUCACUAAGUCGUCUGUUCUUACGGGAUGCCCAGGAGUCAACUUCAAGAACAAGUGUAUUCGAUUCCACAGCAGGUCAAGAUGGUGGUGGUGCUGCGAUAGACCCCUGGCGCCGGGUCAUCAGCGUUUCUACUGAAAAUAAAGCUGGUCUUUUACGCAGUCUGCGCUGGAUACAUGUCUUUGCACGUUCUGGUAUCGACGUACCUAUCCAGACAUAUUUUCACUUCAUCACUUUGAUGGAAAAGUUUCAGACGACAGUUACUGAGUCGCUGUUAUUCGUCAAAACCAUAAUGUCAUCGACAUGGCAAAGGCCAACAAGCCGCUUUGAAAUCCAAGACAUGUUUGCCAAACUCCAUACUCGCCUUAUGCCAGAGGUUUUGCAAAUUCUUUCUGGGGAGACAUACACAAAAGACGUGCUUGCCUUUAUUCGCCAGACGCUGGCUACAUGCUUGCUACUGUACGGCUGCAACCGAAGCAAGAUCGUGGACCUGGAAAUGGUUCACAAUGACGAGAUCAAAGACAUGGCUUCUCGGCGCAAGAUCAACAUUCGCAGCUCGAUAGUGUCCGAUCCUAUCAUCGUUCCUCCCAAUUUCAUGGCGGCCAUUAAUCGAUAUAUGAAUGCUGACGUUGAUGACGUUUCCUGCCUGAUAGCAAAGUUUUUUUUUAUGUUUCUCAUGCGCUCACCGUAUCUUGAACCUCAUGAAGUGGAUAAUUUUAUCCUCAAGAAUGGAAGCAUGCUAUGCAAUUGCGCAUGGCAGUUGUACGGAAUUCGUCGGCAGGAAAUCUCUGCCUUCAGGGCCCCAUUUCUUCUGCGAACGUUAGUUGUAGACGCCCAACCUUUUCAGCUUAUCCUGAAGAAGUACUUCCGCGCUGAAGGUGAUUGGGAACUUAGGCUAGAAGGCAUCGCCCGACUAUUUCGCAUAAUCUUGGAUUCUCCUACUCCAGACUUUCAGGUCGAGGGUAGGCAAUGGAAGUCGAGCGUCGGCGACGUGUUCUACUAUUUUUUUUCUUCCCUUUGGGCAGACAAAAGAGAAGAAAUUCGGCUCUCAGCUGACACCCUGGUUUCAAACAUGCUUACGGCGCAUUUCAAUGCGAUAUCCUCCUGUUGGGAUGAAGUUCUAUCCAAGUCACCAGUCGAAGAACGCGUCAAAUUGGUGUCUUUCCUGAUACAAUUACGAUCACAUUUCCCUACAUGGAAGGUGGUGUCUUGGGAGGUUAUUGUCGAGACACUUCUCGAAGAUCAAUAUGAUGAAAAAGAAAGUGGCGACGGACCUGCCGCUGCGCACCUGGCAAAACUCGUGGCACAGUCUAUGUAUGGUCUAUCUUCAAAGGACGAUAUACUAUCCGAUGAGCCCAUGAUUUCGUCUGAUACUGCACUUCUUCGUGCCUCUAUUCUACAUCUGAGCCUCGGCAUGAUUGCAGAAGGUAUCAAGAUAGAGUACAAUGACGUGCUUCGCAUCAAACACCACUUGGUCAGAGCCUUGGGGUUCGAUAAGAUCGCAUUGGCACCUACAUCGAAUGGACAUACAUUCUUCGUCGAGUUUGGUGAAACCAAAGACAUACCAGAAGUCGCAUAUCCUUGUGUGACCGAGCUGACUGUGGUUUUGGACGCUCAUCACGUCCUUGAUUUGAGCACAAUCAGUACAGGGAUACAGGAAAGUGCUGAUAGCACCACUCCUCUGCUCAUAGGUGCCCCUUACGUAGAUGUGUGUUUGGGUCUAUUCUGCACGGUUAGGGCUCCGGAAUCGUUACCGGUUCUGGUGCUCAAGAGCAUGCUUGAAGCCUUGGGCAUCGUGAUUUACAAGCAUAAUUUCGAAAAGGUUUACCUCCGUCAUUUGCAGCAGACCCUGCGGAGGGCAGUCUCGCGUGCUCUGGAGCUUCUUCUUCUGGAUAUCAAUUAUGAAUGUCGACAAUUGGCUCUUUCUGUUGUUCAAGCGUAUAUAAAGCGAUGGCACGGAUCCAUUCGAUCUUUUGUUCACUUUGCAAUUGAACAGGUCGCGAAGCUCGUUGCUUCGCAGAGCCAUCUUUCCCAAGAUGCCUUAGUGGCUCAAGGCAAAGCUUUCAUUGAAUCCAACCUUGUGACAUACUGCAACAACGGAAUAUUUACUGGACUCCUCCGGCGUGAUCUCGAUCCUGAAAUCUUCGUAAUUCUGAAGCAGGUUACCGAUGCGAACGCCAAGGCCUCGCCUAAAACUCCCGCUAAUCUGCGUGAAUCCUUGUUGCGGGACACUCUUCCUAGGGCCGUAGAGACGGACCAAACUGCCUUCCAAGCUCUGUUAAAGAACCUGCAGAGCUACAUAGAAGUAAUAUAUCAUCAAGGGUACUCACUUGAUUUAAUGUCAUUCGUAGGUCAACACUUGGUUCACCUCGCUCGUCGUAGUUUAGAAUGGGCCUCCAAUGCCAUCAACCCUUCCCCCUUACUCUCUAUCGCGACCAUCCUAAUUCAGCACAACAAAUCCCAAAGUCGAGACAUGUUGACAUAUACGGACGCCAUCCUUCGUAUAGCACUGACUAGGUUGGCCGUUGAUGAAGCAAGUCUUUCCAAACUCAUCCAAGUGACUGCUACGCUCUAUCGGAAAACACAAACAACAGAUUCUGUGCCCACAAAUACCAUUAUUGCUGUCAUCCUCGAAUUACUGUCUGACGGGCUUCGUAUGAAGGUCCGUGUCCUGCCGAUAACGUUGAAGGCAAUGCUUGUAGCUGUAAUGACAACAGAGAUCGCCGGGCAUACAACCCCCGCUGUUCUGUAUCAUCAACAAUUUGCGGCUAUAGCUGAGAACGGCUUCCACUUUCUACAGAACCAUGUGUGGACAGAUAUGCGCACCGAUAGCGACUAUUCGGCGUCUUUGAUGAUAGGAAAGUUUAUACUCCAAGCGGCUAUACUUGAUCCAAGCGUUAUGACUAGACGAUCUUCACGACAUUAUAUGACCAUCCGGGCGUGGAACGUGCUCAUUCUGUCUGCACUAAUGGAUCCAUCUGAAAAUUGGAUCACGCUGAUUUAUAUGCAACUUCCAACGUUCUCUUCUGCCUAUCAGACUGCUCUUAGAGGAUACCUACAAGCAGGCACAAGCCCUCCAGAAUCUGCAAUAACGGACAUCAAUCACGCAUACGUGGCCAUCAAAUUAUGGCUUAUAUUGGCGCAGAAGCGAGCUGUGAAAGAGGAAGAAGGUUGCGUGUCGGCGUUCACGGUUUGGAACGAACUGUGGUUCCCGUUCGAGAGUCUUGUCAAUGUCUUUGAAGCGGAAGUGCAAGUAGGCUUGUCAAUGACGCUGGCCAUGCUCACAUGGUCGACAGUUGCUGAGCUUUUUCUUUUCAUUCGAGCUCUGCAUAGCCCUGUGGCUUCAGAGUCGGCAUCACACAUUAGCCUGCUAAAACGGCUGAAGAAUCUUGGUCGCGGGGAAGCGCAUGCAUCCAAACUAUCACGGGCACUGCGCAGCAUGUCCGAACCACCUCCUGAAAUACCCAUAGGUAGUCAUAUCAAUCAAGCGGCGAAAGACCUCAUUGCAGCGGAGAAACUGAGGAUCUUAGAGGCAAGGAGAGAACCGAAACUAGGUAGAGGUGGGAUGUAG
This is a messenger RNA of Guyanagaster necrorhizus, 6894 nucleotides long. RefSeq lists its product as uncharacterized. The coding region runs from base 1 to 6894 and encodes 2297 amino acids. The record is from RefSeq and is a predicted model, not a curated record. The transcript has 22 exons. Lineage: Eukaryota; Fungi; Basidiomycota; Agaricomycetes; Agaricales; Physalacriaceae.